Dothidotthia symphoricarpi CBS 119687 is the source of this 525-nucleotide messenger RNA. RefSeq lists its product as uncharacterized. The record is from RefSeq and is a predicted model, not a curated record. The coding region runs from base 117 to 380 and encodes 87 amino acids. NCBI's taxonomy places the organism in Eukaryota, Fungi, Ascomycota, Dothideomycetes, Pleosporales, Dothidotthiaceae. The transcript has a single exon.
CAUUUUUGUGCCAUCUCUAGACACAAAAAAAACAAAAACAAACUCGAAACGCGUGGACACAACUUUCACUUCUUGUUCUCAUCAACCCCUCCAUUCAUAUCACAACCUUGACCGCAAUGUCGACGUCUGUACAAACAACACCUCGCUCUUCCUUCGAGUUCAGCAAGUCAACAGUGACUUGUUCAACGACCUCGAUCGAUUCCUCGACGUCGAAUAAAACCCCAGGUCUAGCCAGGAUAUUUUGGGACUCUAUUAAGCGGCAAGCAAAGGAACAUCAUCAGAGUGUAAACUCUGCGUAUGCGACAUAUUAUGGACAGGGCUAUGGGCAGAAUCGACCGCAAGAGUGGAGGACUGACCGAUGCAAGAGUUCGUCUGAGUAGUAGUUGGGAAGGAAAAGGGAAAGGGCUUCGAAGAAGAGUGCGGGUAGGGAAAGGCGGAUGUAUUAUAAGAGGCACAGUAAAGGAGCUUGAAAGGCAUGUGUGGGGUUGAAAAGCUUCCCUUGGUCUCGUGAGUGUUACUCAAUUU